UGCCUACCCCCCCCCCCCCCCCCCCCCUUUUUUUAUUGUUAUUGUUUUUAAACUUUUUUUUACUGGUGUCAUUUAAUACCUUUGUUCCUUUGCUUCCACACUCUUUAAUCCCCAUUCUGUACUCUCAGCCAUUCUUUUGCCUCCAUUUAUUGUUUGCUUCCUCCAGCUAGUUCUGCAGUUGGCCUUUUUGGUCAAAGCUACUGUUUUAUAAUCAUGGGCCAGUAAAUGUGCUGCAGAAUGUUGUGUGGUUGUUGGGUUUGAAAUUUCCACAGUGUGGAGCAAGAAAAGGGUCUUAAUGAUGUUCAAAGAAUUGUUUGGGAUUUUGCUCAUGAUGAUGGAGCUGAAAGAUCAAAGAUUUCUUCUUUUAAUUUUUUGAGUUUUGUGUUUGUGUGGGAUUUUGUGUCUGCUGAUGAAUGCCCUUCGGUUUUGAAGCUAAUGUUAGAUUGUUAGACCCAAUGAUGGAUAAGAAGAGAUGGCUAUGGAAGAGGAAGUCUUCUGACAAGAGCUCCGGUGAAACUGAAAGUUCAGGAUCUGUUUCUUCUCAUUCUGAGAGGUACUCAGAUGAACAGGAGGCAUUGAAGGAAUCUCCUACUAGAAGCAACCAGUCACCUGAUGUCACAUCAAAAGCUACCGCCUAUGCUGAAGAAGUUAACCAUAGUUCAUUUAUCAAUGAACAAUUGCCUGAAGAAGUCACCUCUAAAUCUGUACCUGCUGCAGGCAUUGCAAGUGAUGGUUCAUCUGAGAAUGACGAAAAUGAAGAAAAUGUAAAUAUAAUAGAUGUAAAGGAAGGUGAUCUGAAUGAUGGGUUGAGGAAUAUGUCAGAGAAGCUAUCUGCUGCACUAGUGAAUGUCAAUGCCAAAGAAGACUUGGUUAAGCAGCAUGCCAAAGUUGCUGAAGAAGCCAUUGCAGGCUGGGAAAAGGCUGAAAAUGAAGUGGCUGUUUUAAAGAAGCAACUUGACACUGUCAUUCUCAGGAAUUCAGUUCUGGAAGAUCGAGUCACUCAUCUAGAUGGAGCACUUAAGGAGUGUGUUAGGCAGCUAAGGCAGACAAGAGAAGAGCAGGAAGAAAAUAUCUAUGAUGCUGUUGCAAAAAAGACACAGGAAUUGGAAUCAGCCAAAAUUAAACUUGAGAACAAACUCACUGAGCUCCAGAACAAAUUAGAUGCUUCAGAAGCCAAGUCUUCUUCUAUUGACUUUGAUAUGUGUCAAAAGGUUGAAAAUUUAGAGAGAGAGAACAUGGCUCUCAGGCAUGAGAUCCUUGUUCAAUCAGAAGAUCUAGAAGUCCGAACAAUUGAGAGGGAUCUAAGCACUCAAGCUGCUGAGACAGCUAGCAAGCAGCAUUUAGAAAGCAUCAAGAAAGUAGCCAAGCUUGAGGCCGAGUGCCGGAGACUGAGGAGCAUGGCUUCUAGAGCUUCCUUAGCUAAUGAUCAUAAGUCCAUUGCUCAGUCCUCAUUUAGUGUUGAAUCUCCAACAGAUAGUCAAUCAGACAGUGCAGAUCGGCUUGCUACAUUGGAGACUGAAGCCAAAAAGAUGAAUGGCUCAGAACCAAACAAGUGUGAGCCAAGUUGUUUGGACUCAUGGGCAUCUGCACUAAUUGCUGAGCUCGAUCAGUUCAAGAAUGAAAAAUGCAGACAAACUCCAUCCAGUUCUGUUAAAAUUGAUCUCAUGGAUGAUUUUCUUGAAAUGGAACGACUUGUUGCAUUGCCUGAAAGUAAGAAGGAAAACAUGGUCCAAGAGUUGGUUGCUAUCAAUCAAUGCAUAAACAAAGAAAUCUCUCUCAGAGUAGAGUUUGAGAUCAUGAAUCAGCAAAUGGAUGAGCUAAAAGAAAAGUUAGAGAAGGUGGAAGCUGAUAAAGCUGAACUAGAGAUAGCUUUGAUGAACAGUGAAGAGUGUAUUGAGGAGUCACAACAUCAGUUGAGGGAGACACAAGAGAAAUUGGAGGAGUUGCAAAGAGAGCUAGAAAAUGCCUACAAAUCAAAGCAAAGGGUAGAAAAUCACCUACUGGACAUGGUGGCUGAGGCUGAAACAUUAUCUGUGAAGGUUGAAUUCUUAGAAGCUGAGGUUGAUAAGGAGAGGGCUGUGUCAAGUGAAAUUGCAAUGAAGUAUAGGGACCUGGAGGAAGAGUUUGAAAGAAAAUCUGCAAAGGUUGAUAUACUAGAAGUUGAGCUUGAUAAGAAGGAUUUGUCAAGUGAAAUUGCAAUGAAGUGUAGGGACUUGGAGGAGGAGUUAGAAAGAAAAUCUGCAAAGGUUGACAUACUAGAAGCUGAGGUUGCUAAGGAGAAGGAUUUGUCAAGUGAAAUUGUAAUGAAGUGUAUGGACCUAGAAGAAGAGUUAGAAAGAAAAUCUGCAGAGGUUGACAUACUAGAAGCAGAGCUUGAUAAGAAAAAGGAUUUGUCAAGUGAAAUUGCAUUGAAGUUUAGGGACCUGGAGAAAGACUUAGAAAGAAAAUCUGCAAAGGUUAACAUACUAGAAGCAGAGCUUGAUAAGAAGGACAUGCCAAAUGAAAUUGCAAUGAAGUGUAAGGACUUGAAGGAAGAGCUAGAAAGCAAAUCCACAAAGGUUGACUUGUUAGAAGCAGAGGUUGCUAAGGAAAGGGAUGUGUCAGAUAAAAUUGCAAAAAAGUGUAAGGACUUGGAGGAAGAGCUACAAAGAAAAUCUGCAAAGGUUGAGCUAUUAGAAGCAGAGGUUGCUAAGGAGAGGGAUGUGUCGGAUAAAUAUGCAAAAAAGUGUAAGGACUUGGAGGAAGAGCUACAAAGAAAAUCUGCAAAGGUUGAGUUAUUAGAAGCAGAGGUUGCUAAGGAGAGGGAUGUGCUGGAUAAAAUUGCAAAAAAGUGUAAGGACCUGGAGGAAGUGCUAGAGAGCAAAUCUGCAAAGGUUGAAUUAUUAGACGCAGAAGUUGACAAUGAGAGGGCUGUGUCAGAUGAAAUUUCAAUGAAGUGUAAGGACCUGGAGGAAAAGCUAGAAAGAAAAUCUGCAAAGGUUGACUUGUUAGAAGAAGAGCUUCAUAAGGAGAGGGCUAAUUCAGAAGAAAUUGCAAUGAAGUGUAGGGAAUUGGAGGAAGAAUUGCUCAGGUCAACAGCUAGCUCAUAUGGAGAAAAGAAGAUUAAGCAGGAGGACCUAGCACUGGCAGCCGGAAAGCUUGCCGAGUGCCAGAAAACAAUAGCAUCUUUGGGAAAUCAGCUAAAAUCCCUGGCUACACUAGAAGAUUUCCUUAUUGACACUGCAAGCAUUCCUGCAAGUCCAUCACUCAUUGGUCAGGCUGGUGGGGAGUUGUGGAAGUUGCAUUCAAAUGGCACAUUUUUGCCUAAAAGAGAUUCCAUUUGUUCAAGGUUGGCUGAUGGUAGCUCUUAUCCAUCCUUAAACAAAAAUGAGGAAACCUCGCCGCUUUCGUCGUCUUCAUCAACUUCAUCACCAGCCUUGCAAAAUCAUGUCAGUUCUGAGAGGAGUAGAAAUGGCUUUGCAAAAUUUUUCUCUAGAACCAAGAGUGGGAUCCGGUUAGAAAUUUAGUGAGGAUAUAGUGGAUUAACCUUAGCAGAAGUUAUUCUUUUCUCUAGCUGUAAAACAGAUUGAUCUUGCCAUUCAAAGAAAAGGUUUGACAACACUCAAUUGGCACCAAUUGUAUCUUUUUUUCUAAUCUUGUCCAGGGUUUAUGUCUUCUGACAUUUGAUUAGAAAAAAAAAUCAAAUUUUGAAUA
Molecule: messenger RNA, 3693 nt
Organism: Glycine soja
Lineage: Eukaryota; Viridiplantae; Streptophyta; Magnoliopsida; Fabales; Fabaceae
Product: filament-like plant protein
Exons: 5
Coding region: 414-3506 (1030 amino acids)
Source: RefSeq, a predicted model, not a curated record